CUAGUUACAUCGACAAGUCAACAGCUGCCGACGAUCUCUGGAGUAUAAAACAUUUUUGCUUACAGAAUGGCAUUUACAUUUACCUUUCAAGGUAUCGAGGACCCUGACGACCACCUAAACAACACGCGCCAUAUCUCAACGCUUGUUUCCAAGGGAGCUGCCGAACUACAAAUAACGUUUACAACACAUCAUACAACAGGUAUUCGUGAAGUGGUUGCAAUAAAAUGUGUUCUGAAGAGUUCUCUAAAUAAGGCCUCAACAGAAAACCUGCUGACUGAAAUAGAACUGUUAAAAAAUUUGAAACACGAGCACAUUGUGGAGCUGAAAGAUUUCAUAUGGGACAGCAAGUACAUAUAUCUUGUCAUGGAAUACUGCAGUGGUGGAGAUCUUUCUCACUUUAUCAAAAGCAAACGAGCUCUUCCUGAGAGAAUUGUCCGCAAGUUUUUACAGCAGAUAGCUCUUGCAAUGCAGUUUCUGCAUGAUAACAAUGUUGUUCACAUGGAUCUGAAGCCACAGAAUAUACUGCUGACAGCAUCUUCAAACCCCAGUCUCAAAAUUGGAGAUUUUGGCUUUGCCAAGCCUAUGCUGGAAGGUGAUCAAAUGGAUGUGAUGCGAGGAUCCCCCUUGUAUAUGGCACCAGAAAUAAUCUGCAGGAAGUCUUAUGAUGCCAGGGUUGAUCUUUGGUCCAUUGGUGUUAUCUUAUAUGAGUGUUUGUUUGGAAGGGCACCUUUUGCAUCCCGAAGUUUUAAAGAACUUGGCGAAAAGAUAUGGGACUCAAAGCCGGUUGAGCUCCCGCCAGGGGUAGAGGUCUCAGAUGAUUGCAGAGAUCUUUUGCUGAAGCUUUUACAACGCAAUCCUGAAGACCGAAUCUCAUUUGAAGAGUUUUUUAAUCAUCCUUUUGUUGAUCUUCUACAUGCUCCUUCUCCAUACUGCCUUCGUAAUGCUAAAGAUAUUGUGUCACAAGCAGUUAAGAAAGACACAGAAGGAGACUACAAGAAUGCAGUCACAUUGUACUGUAAUGCCCUUGCCUUCUUUGUGCCUGCCAUUCACUAUGAAAAAGAUCCUGUGAAGAAAGAGGCAUUGAGAGCCAAGGUACGUGAAUAUAUGAUGAGAGCAGAGACGCUGAAGCAGCUUUUAAAACCUCACAAAAGCAGCGAGAGUGUGAAUACACUAGAGCGGACCAUCUCCAGCGAUGGUGAUGAGAAGUUAGCAAGUAUGUGUGGUGACAAUAGUCCUGAACUUCAAGCAGCAAUGAAACUCAUAGAAGCUGCAACAAAGGAGGUGGAACGAGAAGAAUUUGACAAGGCCCUUAAUCAUUAUGAGAUAGCCCUUGGAGCUAUCAUCAAGUUAUUACCAAGUGAACCAAAGGGACCAAGGAGAGAUUUGAUUGUUCAGCAGGUGAAAUUAUGGAUGAGCAAAGCAGAAGAGAUCAAGGCCUAUUUGGCCAUUAGAGAGUUGAAGACAGAAGAUACCUCCAAACAGGAAGAGGAAGAGGACGAAAGUCAGACAGGCAUAAUGAAUUUGUGCCGUCUUCAGUAGCAUUGUAGAAGGUCAUUGCCUGGAACUUUUGCACAAAUAGGCUGUGAUAAGAGGAAUGCUAGUAUUUUCAAUAAUUACUUCUAUAUGGAAGUAUUUGGGGUGGAAGAAAGGAUUUAAAUGUGUCGUCAAACAUCUCAGAAGGUGGAAGGUGCUUAUGACCAUGGGGGGUUUGUAUAUAGCAAGUGAUAACACUUCAGAGAAGCUGUACCUGGGGUGUGCAGUCAAACAAGCAGGCUAGCUCUCCAUACAUGCUACACACUGCUCAUCAUAGCCCAGAACAUUGCAACUUGCCUAGAGACCUGUCAUGGUGUACUAGUCAUUUACAUCCGAGAUCCUGUUGUGAACGGCAAAGAAGAGUGACAUUCCAAUGGUACUGUAAAUAUAUUUUCAUCAUUUAUAAACUCUCACUGAUUUAGGGUGGGGCUGGGGGCAAAAAGACAAAGUACAUAAUUGUAUUUGUCAUUUCUUUUAUUAAGAAUGUUAUCUUGCUAAAAUGCUGCCAAGAAACCUUGGCCAUUUCACAUAUAUUGUGGAAGGACUAACUUAAAGACAGUGUAAUAUAGAUCGAUGUGGGGAUAAUAAUGCUUCCGUUUUUAGUUCAUAAAUUGUCUUUCGAAGUUACCGGUCCUCAGUGUGUCUGUGAUUUUGUAUAUGUCAGAGGGGGGGGGAAAUGUGGGUGGCAUACAUGCACAUAUGUUGAGAGCAUUUGUGAUUGACUGUCUUAAUUUAUAAAUGAUUUUAUACUGGUAAUAAAAUACACCUUAAAAUCUCUAAUAAUUGACUUUCAAAUCUGUUUUCAUAACUAAAUCAAGUUGGAACUGCUUUUAGUUUUGCUUGUGGUAGUUACUGUUAUUUGCAGUUUUGUAUUUGUAAGUGUUUGUGUGUGUGUGACUUUGUGCUUGUGUUUCUGUGUAGAAAUCCAUGCAGAGAAGCUGACUAUUGGCUUUAGUAAGGGCAGAUAGCUGUGCAGGUAAAUUCUCAUGCCAGAAUGCACACAUUUUGU
Pomacea canaliculata is the source of this 2542-nucleotide messenger RNA. RefSeq names its product serine/threonine-protein kinase ULK3-like. NCBI's taxonomy places the organism in Eukaryota, Metazoa, Mollusca, Gastropoda, Architaenioglossa, Ampullariidae. The coding region runs from base 67 to 1539 and encodes 490 amino acids. Gene Ontology annotation, molecular function: protein serine/threonine kinase activity; ATP binding. The record is from RefSeq and is a predicted model, not a curated record. The transcript is spliced from 15 exons. Gene Ontology annotation, cellular component: autophagosome; cytoplasm. Gene Ontology annotation, biological process: peptidyl-serine phosphorylation; autophagosome organization; autophagy.